Messenger RNA from Epinephelus moara (kelp grouper), 2227 nucleotides. It is a transcript of the gene pgr, whose product is annotated as progesterone receptor. Lineage: Eukaryota; Metazoa; Chordata; Actinopteri; Perciformes; Serranidae. The coding region runs from base 1 to 2010 and encodes 669 amino acids. Gene Ontology annotation, molecular function: sequence-specific DNA binding; DNA-binding transcription factor activity; zinc ion binding. Gene Ontology annotation, biological process: regulation of DNA-templated transcription. The record is from RefSeq and is a predicted model, not a curated record. The transcript is spliced from 8 exons.
AUGGAAAAUAAAAUAAACGGAAGGAUGAGCACCAUCAGUACUUCCAUCGCCGAUUCUACCGAUACAAGAGUAAGUGACUUGAUUGAAGCUGAUUUCAUUAAUACGAAAUUACAGAACGAGUCACAGUCUCUAACUUGCCUGUCUUCCACCGUGCGUAAUUUUGGAAACGCCGGCGCACCAUUCCACGGUCUGAAUUCAAGCGGCGAAGGUGCAGUUUUCAAAGACUGUGUCACACUCGAUGGUUCACUUGCUGGGAAACAUUUUUAUGAUCGUAGCAGUGAAUAUCUGAAAUGUGACGGUGUGCCGUGGGAAGAUUUUUCAAAACUUCAGAGGACGAAUGUGGCCGAAAGUUUGCCAAAUGUCAGCCUCUCCUCAACAACCGGGGCGUGUAAGUUCAUCAAGGAUGAAAAGGAGCCUUCUGUGAUCAUGGACACCCGCUGUCCCAACUUUGUUCCAUCAUCAGAGAUACCUGCGCUCUGUGACACCGACAGGAAGCAGCAACUGGGGCUCAGCGACUUGGAGUCGAGUAGCUUUACACCUGCCGCGACGUGUCCCCGACCGGGACCGGAGGGAUCUCCAAACUUUCUGAUCGACCUGAACCAGUCAGAGCAGCUGCCGGCGCUCAACCACGUGAGGACUGACUCCAGGUACGCUUUGUCCGGGAAGGCUGUCAUCAACUUUGAUACCAACUUGCACGCAGCCCAGCAGGUGAUGAUGUACAAGAGCGAACUUCCCCGUUGGCAGGUGCAGACCUCUCCAGCUGAGCCCCAGUACUGGUCCCAGUGCGCAGGGGUGACCGAGGACCCGUUCACACACAGCAGCUACGAUGGGAUCCAGAGCCAGACCCUGAUUCAGAGGAACUCAUCACCUUUCUCCGCAUUCCCAGGUAUGCCACCUCAGAGACAGUGUGUGAUCUGCGGCGAUGAGGCAUCUGGAUGCCACUAUGGAGUCCUAACCUGUGGGAGCUGUAAAGUCUUUUUUAAAAGAGCCGUCGAAGGCCAUCAUAGCUAUCUCUGCGCCGGGCGAAAUGACUGCAUUGUGGACAAAAUUCGGAGGAAAAAUUGCCCCGCAUGUCGCCUCCGAAAGUGCUAUCAAGCUGGGAUGAUGCUUGGAGGCAGGAAGCUGAAGCGUUUUGGAGCCUUGAAAGCCUUGGGUUUGGCUCCGUCCCUGAUGUUCCAGUCCCACUUGGCCAUGUCCAGCGACAAUCAGGCCUUGACGACCAUGUCUUGCAUACCAGGCAUCCGCGAGGUGCACCUCUCCCAGACGAUCCUCAAUAUCCUGGAAAACAUUGAACCCGAGACCGUGUACUCUGGUUAUGACGCUUCCCAGGCUGAUGCCCCACAUAUUCUGCUCAGCAGCCUCAACAGGCUGUGUGAGAAACAGCUGCUGUGGAUCGUCAAGUGGUCCAAGUCUCUGCCAGGGUUUCGUAACCUUCACAUCAAUGAUCAGAUGACCCUGAUCCAGUACUCAUGGAUGAACCUGAUGGUGUUCUCUCUGGGCUGGCGCUCCUUCCAGAAUGUCACCAGUGAAUAUUUAUACUUUGCGCCUGAUCUGGUUCUCAGUCAGGAUCAAAUGAGGAGAUCUCCCAUUUACGACCUCUGCCUGGCAAUACAGUUCAUCCCUCAGGAGUUUGCCAAUCUCCAAGUUACCCGCGAGGAGUUUCUCUGCAUGAAAGCCAUAAUAUUACUCAACACAGUGCCUCUCGAGGGACUCAAAAGUCAGGCCGCAUUUGAAGAAAUGAGACAAAGCUACAUCCGGGAGCUGACCAAGGCUAUCCACAUGAAGGAGAAGGGCUUGGUGGCCAGCUCACAGCGAUUCUACCACCUCACCAAACUGAUGGACGCCAUGCAUGAUAUAGUGAAAAAGGUCAACCUGUUCUGUCUGAGCACCUUCAUCCAGGCAGACGCCAUGAAAGUGGAGUUUCCAGAGAUGAUGUCAGAGGUCAUUGCCUCCCAGCUUCCCAAGGUCCUGGCAGGCAUGGUGAGGCCCCUCAUAUUCCACGCCAAGUGAUGAUUUCAGCACGGACAUCACAAAUCUGCAGAGACAUCUUGUGACUAGAUCAUUCAGCCCACAAUUACUGGAUUCUUUAUAGCCUUCACGAUUAUAGUCAGUCAUCUUUACUUUCAAAUUGCCUCAAAUGCUUUUAAGCCCUUGUACUUUAUAAGGUGAAACAGAAGAACAUGUUCCUUAAAAAUGCAUUUUUUAGUACAAAUCUAUCUUGAGUCUC